This is a messenger RNA of Mercenaria mercenaria, 2077 nucleotides long. Its product is annotated as putative ferric-chelate reductase 1. The transcript is spliced from 14 exons. Lineage: Eukaryota; Metazoa; Mollusca; Bivalvia; Venerida; Veneridae. Gene Ontology annotation, molecular function: oxidoreductase activity, acting on metal ions. Bases 75 to 1922 code for a protein of 615 amino acids. The record is from RefSeq and is a predicted model, not a curated record.
AAUGUAGUUCCUUUAUUAAAGUAGAACAAUAUUGCAUAAACAAACACGCGCCAGAUGCUACUUGAUUCAUCUUAAUGCCAUUUUACUGUACAAAGAUGGCGAAGAUCCUCAUGAAAUAUGGGAUUUAUAUAAUAAAUUUACUCUGUGCUAUUUGGAACAUACAGAGUGUAUAUGGAUUUCCUAACGGAGCACCAUGGGAUACAUGUCUUACAAUGUUUCCAAAGCACGGCAGGCAACGUCAAAUGACACCGUGUCCUUUCCAGAUGACACCUAAUACUACCAGAUAUUCUCCGUCAGAAUCUAUACAUUUAAUAGUAUCUGCAAGGACAUCUGGGGACACACUAAAGGGCAUUCAGAUUCGGGCACGGCCAAAGUCAGGAGACACAGAGAGAAUUGUCGGACAGUUUACAGACUGGCCAGCAAAUAAGACACACGCCUUAGACUGUCUUGGCGGUGAAAAGAACAUGAUAACGCACAGUAACAAUCUACCUGUUUCUUCAAUGCAUCUGAUAUGGACUGCACCGAACAUAUCAGUUGGUGAUAUUGAGUUCGUCAUCAGCUAUGUGCAGGACUUCACUAGAUUUUGGGUAGACGAGGUUGUAGAAUUGACAGCUACUGAAUUAAUUAGUGAGCCACAAACUGAACAGCUCUCUCCUACAUUUGAGAUAAUCGACUGGUCUGAAUGCGGGAAGAGUAAAGGCUGUUUCCUGUAUCCAAGAACAUGUUCCGGUCACGAUUGUUAUACCGCUGUCACCUAUAAAACAGUAAAUAACUCGGUGGAAUUUGAGAUGUUCGGGUCACAAGAAGGAUAUGUCUCUGUUGGCUUUUCUGACGAUAUAGUUAUGGGCCACGAUGAAACUAUUACCUGUACUUCAGAUGAAUCAGGUUGUGCUAUCCAACGCGGAUAUAACCACGAGGAACUCUACAACGAGCGGCAAUUUAAACACGGUUUGUUUGAUAUACAAGGAACAUACAAAGACGGUCGAUUGUACUGCAGGUUCAAACGUCCAUUGUCAAUGUUUGUUUACAUUGGAGAGGGGCAUAAAUUAAGGAAACAUUAUGACUUAUCCGAUAAUUAUUAUCUCAUGCUUGCAUGGGGUCCGAUAUAUAAAGGUACUGAAGUUAUUGGAAUACACGUGCAGCUACCUCUAAUAUCUUCUAGGAAAGUUAGUUUUCAAGAAAACGAAAUUAUCAGAGGAUCAUCUCUACCGUUGACUAAACAAAUUCAUGGGUCUUUGAUGUUGAUUGGCUGGAUGUGGCUAAUUGGUAUAGCAACCAUUGUAGCGAGACAUUUUAAAAAUGGUUUUAAUAAUAGAAUCGUAUGUGGAAGCAAAGUAUGGUUUCAGAUUCAUCGACCUCUGGCAAUCAUAACAUGGCUGUUAACUGUCGCAAGUUUCGUCUUGAUAUUUGUAGUAGUCGGCAAAUUGACAGAGAAUGCAGAAAUUCAUAGCUAUCUAGGUAUAACAGUGAUGUCUGCAUCAACACUUCAAGUAGUUAUGGGCAUUGUGCGACCAAAACCCGACUCCAAAAUAAGGGCGAUAUUUAUCUGGGGCCACUGGUUUUUAGGAAAAAGCACGAUUAUCAUAGCUGUUGUGACAUUUUUCUUCGCCUUUAACAACGACAUGAUACCGCAGCCUCAAACAUACUUUGCAAAUAUUGUUCUUGGUGUGUUCGUGGGUCAGCAAGUGCUUUGGGAGGUUUGGUUUGAAAUUAACAAGAACUGGCAGCUGAAGAAAGCUUCAGAAAAAUACGAAUUAAAAGACAUGUCUAAAACGGGUGGACAAAGUGGCGGGAAGAAGCUGCACGAUGAUUACGUGAAUCCUUCGACCUCGCCAUCUACACCUGAUAAAGCCCUUGUUUUAUACACUUUAUGCAUUAUGAUAAUCUCAGCUGCCGCUUUAGCGUCUGUGUUUCUGUUCUAAAUGUGUUUAUUUCUAUAUUAUAUUCACAAAAAUAACACUCCGAACAACUAACUGUGUUUCUGUUCCAGAUGUGUUUAUUUCUAUAUUAUAUUCACAAAAAUAACACUCCGAACAACUGUGUUUCUGUUCCAAAUGUGUUUAUUUCUGUAAUAUAU